This is a messenger RNA of Salvia hispanica, 3441 nucleotides long. Lineage: Eukaryota; Viridiplantae; Streptophyta; Magnoliopsida; Lamiales; Lamiaceae. The record is from RefSeq and is a predicted model, not a curated record.
AUUUUCUUUUCUCCCUUUGAAUAGUUUCAAAGUUCAUCAUAUAACUACUUACUAUGUUGUUUUGAUUUAUGAAUUUGAAUUUUUAAAAAUUUGAUUCAAUUUAGAAUAUCUGGUGCAGUAUAUAAAUUAUUCAAUGACCUUUUUUUGCGGUGGUGGGGAUUUUUUUUUAAUAUUUGUACUAAGCUUACGAGUGCUGAAAAAUUUGACAAGAUAUUAAUUGAUCAAAAUUCGAUAGUUUGUAACAAUUUAGUGAUAAUUUUGGAUUUUUAACCGUUUAAAAUUAAUUUUGACAUGUUUGAGUCCAUGUUUUUAAAAUUAAUGCUGCGAUUAUCAAAUUAACGUGUGUAUAUCAGAUUUUGUGAUUGAAGGGAGCAAUUGUAAGGGUACGUUUGAUACCAUGGAAAUGAAAUUUUAUUGGUAUUGGAAUGAAGUGGUAAUUGAUAUAAACUUGUACUACUAUUAACUAUUCUACUUUAAAUCUGAAUCAUUUGUUCGAUUAAAUGAAGUAAUUGGAGUUUAUGAAUUUGUAGUUCAAAAUCCACCAAAUCUGAAAUUAAUCGAAAAGAGAGUGUGAUUGAAUUCACUAAAAAGUUAUUUUAGCACAAACAUGGCGGAGGCCACGGUCAUAGGGAUGAUACAAGAUCUCGAGAUUUUGCAUCGUACAGGCUCUAACGAUCGUGCAUUCAUCGGGAUAAAAAUUAAAGAGCUGAACGAGAUGUUGGAUUUCUUGAGAGAAUUUAGUAUGGAAGAGAGGAGCAGGCUAAAAUAUUUAACGGCUGACUUGGUCGAGUUAGCUCAAGAUGUCAUGGAUGAGAAAUUUAGAGUUAUGACACGUGAGGCAUUAAUAAAAUAUAGUUUCUCAUUCAAUCCCCAUCCCAAACUCAAGCGCCUCCAUGAUGAGAUCAAGGUGAUAAGGAUGCGGAUGAUAAACUUUGGAGUUGAUGAGAAAAAUAUUGGAGACGAAGAAGGAGAAGAAGAGGAAGUUGCGGUUGGGUUGGAGAAAGACGUGAAGAAGUUGCUUGACAAAGCAAUUUUUAGAAAAUCUAAUCGCUUAAGGAGUUUUUGUAUAAAAGGCAUGAUUGGUAUCGGGAAGACAACUCUGGCCAGACAAGUGUACAAGGCCGGCGCUAGCCAGUUCCAGCGUCAUGCCUGGGUAUCCAUUUCUAGAGGCACGAGUAGGAAAGAGAUACUUAUGAAACUGAUACAGCAAAUGGUGGUUGGAUAUGAAAGGGGUCCGUCAUUGGACGAAAUGGACAACCGAAGUCUCCAACAGAUGCUUCACCUGCAAGGAUUGUCAUUUUUCAUAGUCUUAGAUAAUAUACAGGAAGUAACGGAUUUUAAUUACUUCUUCAAAUUUCUUCGAUUCAAAGGCCUUACAGGCAGGUUGCUGAUAACAAGUCGCUGUGAGCUCAUGGCAAACGACAUCGACUAUACUCAUGAGAUGAGUGCUCUGGAUUCUGAUAAGAGCUGGCAAUUGUUUUUGAAAACAAUUAAUAAAUAUACAAGGGAUGAGAACAAAUUCACAAAGGAUUUGGAGAGGAAGGGCAAAGAGAUGUUGAAAAAAUGCUGGGGUUUGCCAAUGGCUAUUGUAAAUGUUGCAAGGCAAAAAGCAAAUCAAAGACGUUCAGGGAUUGAAUGGGAAGAGCUUUUUGAUUCAAUUGAUUUGAGUGAAUCAUUGAAGUUAUUGGAACCAAUGUAUCAUGAAUUGGAAGAAAGUGUCAAGCCACAGUUCUUGCAUUUCUCCCUUUUUAAGGAAAAUGCAAAAAUGAGACAAGAAAAGUUGGAACAUAUUUGGGCUGCAACUGGAUUACAUUUUGGAGGAGUUGCUAGGGGUUUUGCUUGUAGAUCGAUUCUUGAAGUCGUGAAGCUGCACUUUGAGAAAAGAAAGUAUCGCCUCCAUCCCCUACUACACAUGAUAUCCAUCCAAAAAGCAGAAGAGGAAAUGGGCUUAGAGAUUUUAAGGAGCAAUGAAAACAAUAGGCCCUCUCAGGAUUCCCAUCAUCGUGUUAUCCACUGUGGCAGAGACAAGUUUAAUCAUUUAAUGAAUGAAGAUAACAAAUAUCUUAUUUCUCUCAUCUUCCAUGGAGGUGGUGGUUACUUGGAUGACACUAGCUCGUCUUAUUGGGAGAGUUUUGAAUCACUCAAAAUAAUUGACAUGGAAGAUUUUGGGGUGAAGACUUUAUCAGAAGCAAUGGGUGCAUUGACUGAGUUAUUAUACUUGGGAUUGAGAAACAAUUACAUACAAGAAAUCCCACACUCGUUAAUGGGUCUGGAAAAGCUUAAGGUUCUUGAUAUAACUCUGAACUUUAUUGCGGAGGUGCCAAACACUAUAGAGCAAAUGGGAAACCUUCGUGAUCUCCACAUGUCUAAUGUGAUUUUUCGGAAGCCUUUGAAAGUAGAUGCGCUGCGGAAGCUGAUGAACCUAACAUACAUCUCGAUUUAUGAUUGGACAUAUGAGGACCCGAGCUUCAAGUCAAUGUAUGACUUAAAAACGUUGGGCGUUGAAGAAGUUGAUGAAAAUUCAGAUGUAGGCACGCUCUUUGCAACACUAGCUAAGCUUCUGAGCUUUGAAAGACUUUUCAUAAGAGGGUUUCGUUACAGAAACAUGCCGUGUUUGGACGAAAUUGGUGUUAUAAAAAGACUCAAGGUACUAAAACUACAUGGGCGCAUAGGUAGGCUACCAAGUGCAGAUAAUCUACCUAAAGAGAUCAGGUACAUAGCAUUGAUAAAUACUUGUCUUGACGAAGACCCCAUGCCAAUAUUAGAGAAGCUCAGUUCCCUAAGCAAGCUCAAACUGCGAAAUGCAUACACUGGUCGAGAAAUGGUGAUCGAAGAAGGCGGAUUUCGAAGGCUCGAUGCACUGUGCAUCAAUGAAUUGUGGAAUCUUAGGAUGAUACAAGUUGAUGAAGAUGCAAUGUGUAAUCUCACGAAACUUGAAAUCAACAACUGUCCACAUCUGGAGACACUCCCAGAAAGGAUUCGGUCGAUGCCUGGACUGCGAAAGUUUAAGAUGGUAACAACCAAACACAUUGCAAAAAAGAUCAGACAUUCAGGUUUGACCUCCAAAGUUUUGGAGGAGGAAAUCAUUCCAUGAUCUGAAGUUGAUAUAUAUAUCUGAAGGUGCAAUGUCGACCGAUAAGUGUACCUCGACCACAGAGAUAGAGGCUGAAUCACCAUCACCAGUUCGACCAUUCCAAUUCUUCUCACUCCCCCGAGGGCCAUCACCAGACCUCACCGCGAAGUUCAUCAACCAUGGUAUCUUGCAGAUUGUUGAAAAGUAAAAUGUGGAAAAUAAAACUCAAGAACUCUUGAAGACUACAUUGUGAUUGAUUUGAAUUGGUGUUGUUGAUCCUAUUUAUAGGACUAGAGAAGUAAAUGUGCCUAGGGACUUAUAAACUUGGGACUCUACCAUAGUAAUGAUAUAUUGCCUUGAGACCCUAA